AUGUCGUCUCCCACAACGUGCUGUAAUCUUGAAUGGCAUCUAAUAACGUGGCGACGCCAGUACUGUUGAACAUGAUAGCGAUGGGAUUGGUAUUGAUGUUAUAGAGUAGAAGAUUUAGGUCACUGAAGGAAGCCACUGUGAGGGGUAAUAUAGUCACGCCCACCGUACCUGCCAACAAACCGCGAGAUUAGCGCUUAAGGUCAAGACAGUCGGAGUGAUCAGACAGUCGAUUACCGGUGGAGAGGACAGGUAAUCGAGCCGGUUGACUACAUGGCAUUCAUUGGUAAGAACCAGGGUAACGAGCGCAUCUACAUUGUCACGGGCGCUUCCGGUAAUGGUGUCACACACGGAGUGUUGGCGGGUAAGCUCAUCGCACAUCUGGUCGAGGGAAAGCCGAAUGACUGGGAUGAGCUGUACUCACCGAAACGCUUGGGAAGCAUGAUCAAAUCGCUGCCCGAGAUGGUGACGCACGAUGUCAAGGCCAACAUGCAAUACAAGAGGUUUUUGAUGAGCGAUAUACAAGACCCAGAGUCGAGUCUCCUGCGGGCUUUGACGCCUGUGGCUUGCUUUGGCCUACGCUUAUGGGAGCCUUGAGAACUCGAUCAGCAAUCGAACGUAUGACUCUGUGAUCUGUGUCUUGAAGGUAACAUGUAUGCCGAGAAGAAGUCGUUCCGUUCCAUAUCGCAGCAGAUGAGCUCUUAGAAAAGCUGUGAACAGCCAAGUUGAAUAAGGGGUCAAUGUUGAUGCAUAGCAGCUAUCCCCUCCUGUACGAGGCUCCGCGUGGGGAAGUUAGAGCGCUAUAGUAAGUCCUAUCCGACCCUACUUUGUAGGCGACAGUGACAAUGUCCCAGCAACACAGGUCUAUCAGAGUUGGGGUACGGAGAUCAUCCCGUGUACUAGACGGGUAUGUCGCCUUGGGGAAGAGUGAGGGGUAGGCGGAGUCAAUAGGGGUGCACCAAACUGGAGGAGGAACGAGUAUGAAUCUGGAAGACGAGAGAGC
This is a messenger RNA of Xylaria bambusicola, 1000 nucleotides long. RefSeq lists its product as uncharacterized. Lineage: Eukaryota; Fungi; Ascomycota; Sordariomycetes; Xylariales; Xylariaceae. The record is from RefSeq and is a predicted model, not a curated record. The transcript has a single exon. The coding region runs from base 271 to 594 and encodes 107 amino acids.